AUGGCGGCGGGCCGGGCGCUCCUCGCGCUGCUGCUCCUCGCCGCGCUCCUCUCGGCCUCGGCGCAGCUCCCGCGGCGGGAAGUUUCCUUUACUGUCUCUCUUCGUACCACGGACAACAUCACCGUUACGAUUAAACUGAGACCUGGGGCUCCACAGGGCUGUCAGAUUCGUGCCAAAUAUCUACCCAGAUAUGACCUCAAGAUAAAGCCUGGGGAGAAUGUAACUUUCACCUUCACUUGUAAAACUCCGGAGGAAUAUUUCAUCAUGGAAAUUCAGAAGAAUAUUGACUGUGUAUCAGGUCCAUGUCCUUUUGGAGAUGUCCACCUAUACCCACCAGGACUACCUCGUCUUAACAGGACUUUCAUCUGGGAUGUGAAAGCCAGUACAAAGGCUGGGCUUGAACUGAAAUUUGCCACCCCAUGGUUAAGGCAGAUUGAACCAGGAGCUACAUGUCCAGAUUUCAUUAGGUACAAUAUCAGCAGCUGCAUCGACACAGCCACGGUCAACAUCGGCACCUUCUGCAGAGGGGGCUCGGUGUCUCGGGUCAAACUGCAAGGAGGGGUCAUCAUGGCUUUGUAUCUCCCGUGGAACUCGUCUCCCGUCACCUCAGGAUUUAACAUAGCAAAUAGGUCUUCCAUCAAAAGGUUAUGCAUUAUUGAAUCCACUUUGAAGGAGGAGUCUUCAGUCACCCUCAUGUCCCCCAACUACCCGCUGGGCUUCCCAGAGGACGAGCUCAUGACGUGGCAGUUUGUUGUUCCGUCCAACCUGAGGGCCAGUGUGUUUUUCCACAACUACAGUCUCUCCAACUGUGAAAGGAAAGAGGAGAGGGUGGAGUACUACAUACCUGGCUCAGUGAGCAAUCCAGAGGUGUUCAAGCUGAGUGACAUACAGCCUGCCAAUAUUGCUGGCAGUUUCAACCUGUCCCUGCAGGGCUGCGACCAGGAUGCCCAGAACCCCGGAGUCCUCCGUUUGCUUUUCCAGGUUGUGGUUCAACACCCUCAGAUUGAUGAGAAUGUCACCCAUUUGGUUGAUCUGAGCAGGGAAUGGGAUAUGACUGUAACGAUACACCCGGAAGGGUGGCCCAGCUGGAGCCCCUUCGGCUCUGAACCCAUCUGCCUGGUCUGCAGGGAUCCUCGCAGCUGUGAUCGCGCCCUCACUUUGGUGUCUGGUGCCGUCUACAAGAUUUCCUUCCUGUGCAAAGACUUGGCCCGCCUGAGGAUCACGGCUGAAAAACAAAUAAGCUGCGUUGAUUUUUGGCGCUGCCAAGGGAAGAUCUACARCCUUUCGGUGCCCAAGGCUAUUACCCAGUUGCCAGUUCGACUGCAUAAGUUUAUUUGGAAGCUCUUGGCUCCGGAGCAGAUCAAUGUGGAAAUUACGUCUCCAACCUCGAAACUUCAGCAACACGUCCAAGAGCAGAGGUGCAGCACGAGCUACAGUUACAGCAUCAACAGUGCCACCCCAGAGAGGGAUUUAAACGUUGGUGUCUUCUGUCCUGGAGGGUCUAUUGAAAAGAUUCAGAUGAGGAACAAUGUUACCAUAUCUUUAAAAACAUUCGGUAAAGGAUUCCUUAAUGACUCCAGUCGUCAGGAUCUGAAAAUGUCUUUUGUGCAACAUAUUAAAGAUGAAUGCACGUUCACUGUGAGGCCAGACCCAGGGGCCAAGCUCUACCUCCAGGCGCCCAGCGGGCCCCACGGGCUGCCUCCCUACGUCUCGAUCUCGUGGUACGUGGYGGUGCCCAGCAAGCAGGUCGCUCGCCUGGGCUUCUCCAGGGAGCGCCUGGGCGUUGCGUGCGAGACGGGCCGAGCCUACGUGAACAUCCAGGAGCAGAGGCUCGGCGCGGAGGAAACCGUGCGCCGCGAGGACGAGGCUCUGCCCCAGCCCCUGCACAUGUACCACAGCUUCUGGGUGAACGUCUCCAACUGCAAGCCUGCCGACAGGACGCACCUCAGCUUGCAGUUCUGGGUGACUUUUGCUGAGAAAAAGAUGGAUCUCGCAGUGAUAAUUGCUGUGGUGGCUGGGGCUGGACUCCUCGUGGCCAUUGGACUCGUCGUGUGCUGCGUCAGGAAGAACAGGAAGAAGAAAAACCAGAAUCCCAUGGUGGGAGUGUACAAUGCCAACGUGAAUACCCAGAUGCCUGGAAAACAGGGAUUAUUCAAAAAAGGGAGGAAGAACAACGAGUCUCACGUCUACGCGGUGAUUGAUGAUGCUAUGGUCUACGGGCACCUGCUGAAGGAAUCCAACGGCUCAUUUGGCCCAGAAGUUGAUGUGUACCGGCCUUUCGAUGGCCCCGUUGGUAGCUUGCCACCUUCUCCACCUCCUCUGUCUUUCAGAAAAGACAUUAAACUCUCUCCUAGUGUAGAGGAACCUCCACAUCUGACAGAAACAGACCACGACGCUUACACAUUUGCUCACCAGAAAUUGGGGGAACCAGAGAAGGAGGGAGAUGCAAAUGAGAAAAGUAAUGGAGACACGAGCACAUCCUUGCUGGAAAWCAAGGAACAGGAUGGUUCAGAGGAGUAAUUUUGUGCCAAGUAUAGCAGUUUCUUAUGAACUACUGAAGGCCUGCAUGGGCAAGGAUCUCAAGGAGGGGGGAAAAAAAAGAGUAUUAUUUUUAAGUAUGUUAUUUUUAUAUUGUUUUUGUUGUUUUAACUUCAGCUGCUGGUAGGUUCCAAUUUUAGAGUGAAUAUCUAGCAAACUCAAAAGCAGUAGAUGUUCUCCGGGAACAUACAUGCUUUCAGUUGUGAAAGAGACRACAAAGGUACAUCCUCUUUGUUUUGUUUUUUGAUCAUCAAGACAUCAGGAAAAUGGAUUCCUAAUGGUACUGGGUUAAAACUGUGGCAAUAAACAAGGCAAGAGUAUUUUGUCCAGGAUUUCCUCCUCUCUCACAAGAGAUUUGUCCUGUGUGCAAGCUGAUGACUUCUCGAGGGCCAUGUUCAAGCCAGCUCCACCUUGCACAGAUGUUGGCUCUGUUUCCUAGCGUCUGAGCACAGGAGGGGACAUUGAGUGCCACUUCUACCACUUCCUCCUGGAAAAUGCAACACAUUUAGCAUGCUGGUGGCCAUGCAAAGAUCCUUUCUGCUGCCCAAAAGAGUCCUGUUCAUGUAAAUCAUUGUGAAUACUUGAGCUCGUGAUCUUCUAGUUCAGAAGUAACGUUACGGGUGUUUUUCUCUGUUCUCAAACUGCUGUUAAAUACUUCUGUACCACUGUGUGGACCUAUAGCAAAUACUGUUAGCUUUGCUUUUUUAUAGGAAGAGUUUUGAAAGCCUAAAACAAUUUGCAUUUCUGUUGCAAUGCCUGUAGUGCUCRUGUUUUACAAAGAUCUUGCACCUUUGGACUCCAAGGAAGAGUGAGGGUGCAAUGAAAAAAUAAUGAUGUGGUGAUCUAGCCAUGUAGUAAUGCUUUGCACUUGGCCUAUAAGAGWUGCUGGUUUAUUAAAUAAAGGAUAAAAAAAGAAGCAAAACUGUCUCUUUUCAGCAGACAGUUUCUCUGGAGUGCAAGAUAUACGAGUGAUCCAUAAGGUAAGCCUAUAUAUAUACAUAUAGUGGCUUUAACCAUGUUGAAAUGAAGGUGAUGGCAUCAACAACCAUGUUGAAACAAAGGUGGAGAUCAGCCCUUGAUUUCUUAUGCAAGUUACCCUUCUUCAUCACCUAGUAGUCUUUAAAAUUACCUCUUAAAAACUGGAAAAUAGCACAGUUCACUUGAGUGCUGUAGUUGGAAUGCCCCUUGGUUUCUGUGUCUAUGUAUCAGUGGACUAAGGGGGAAUUAAAUUGCCUUUUCCAUACAAAUAUUUGGCUUGCCUAGGUGUGCAGUUAGUGAGAUAUUUGCAGUUUUGUGUAGCUUUAGACAACCUGGGAAGUUCUUUCUAAAACAUCUUACCCUCACUGUUUCUURACUAAUAAUACAGAGUGCCUUCUAAUUUGUAGACAGUAUUGUAUAUCUUGCCUACAAUAAUGUUAAACAGAUACAAGAAUGUCUAAAAUGAAAAUGUCUUUACUAAAAAUGUUGUUGUUUACAUCAGAAGAAAUACAUAUUUCUCGCUGUGUUAACUAAGCUGGCAUUGCAGCUUGGCUCUGUAUGUACUCAAUUCUUCACGUGUAAUAGUAUAUAUCAUUAUCACACUGAUUGUUAGGCUGGUUCCAAGCAGUAUGUUGUAUCGGACUUCGCUGC
Molecule: messenger RNA, 4167 nt
Organism: Nothoprocta perdicaria
Lineage: Eukaryota; Metazoa; Chordata; Aves; Tinamiformes; Tinamidae
Gene: CDCP1
Product: CUB domain containing protein 1
Exons: 9
Coding region: 1-2520 (839 amino acids)
Source: RefSeq, a predicted model, not a curated record